AAAUUUUUAUUCACUUUCAGGUCAAGACACCCACGAUGAAAAAUCUCUUCCUAUUUAUAGCGAUUGGCGUAGUCGGCCAAAAUUAUGCUGAAGAUUCAUCACUAAUUGUGAACAUUAACCAGGGUCCUGUAAAGGGCUAUAAGUUAUCAGGAUGGGAUUUAUUUGAAUUCCACGGUAUCCCAUACGCUACAGCUCCCACAGGAGAAGAUCGUUUCAAGGCACCUUUAGAAGCCCCUACAUGGACAGACACAUUUGAAGCUGUAGAGACAAAUGUAAUAUGUCCACAAAAUGGCAAUUCUUUGAAAGGCGUAGUUGAUCCGAAAGUCCGUGAAAAUUGCCUUAUUGCUAAUUUAUAUGUACCAGACACCGACAAAACGAGUCUACCAGUUGUUGUAUAUGUACACGGGGGAGCCUAUCAGUAUGGAUUUUCCGAUAUAUUUUCAGCAAGAAAUGUAGUACAGAGCAAGGAAAUUAUUGUUGUUACCUUUAACUACCGAGUAGGAGUACAUGGUUUCUUAUGCCUUGGCACAGAAACUGCACCCGGUAAUGCUGGUAUGAAAGAUCAAGUAGCUCUUCUACGUUGGGUGCAGGAAAAUAUUGAAUAUUUUGGAGGCAAUCCAGCUGAUGUCACUAUUUACGGCAGCAGUGCUGGUGCCAGAUCAGUCGAUCUUCUAUCCAUUUCUGAAAUGACAGAAGGAUUAUUUAUCAAGAUGGUUGCUGAUAGUGGUAUAACAUUAGGUCCAUCAACGGUUCAAGUCGACCCAAUAAGAAGCGCAAAAUCUUUUGCAAAACUGUUAAAUUAUACUGGCUCUUACGAUAUUAGUAGCUUGGAAGAAUUUUAUACAAACGCAACUUACGAUUUGUUAGUUUCUAUAGAUACAGCUAGAUUAGUCGAUUUCUUCUUUUCACCAUGCAUUGAACAAGAUAUUGGCCUAGAAAUGUUCCUUUCAGAAAGUCCGUAUCAAAUGUUGAAAAGUGGAAAUUAUCGUCAAGUUCCAUCCAUGUAUAGUUUCUGUGAAUUCGAAGGUUCUUUCAGAUUGAGAGUAUUUGAACAAUGGAAGAAUAUUUUAAUCAAAAACUUAACAGAUUUCUUACCACUUGACUUAGAUUUUCCCACUGAUGAGGAACGAUCUGAUGUUCUCCAAAAAGUCAAGGACUAUUACUUUGGAGACGAAGAAGUUAUAAGUAACGAAAACAUAUUACUGUUCAUCAACUACUUCACAGACACGAUGUAUGUCUAUCCAAUGCUAAGGGCUAUAAAAUUGCACUUAGCAGCUGGACAUGAGAAUCUUUACUUGUACCAAUAUUCAUUUACAACCGAGGAAUCAUCAGUGUUCCCAUAUAUAAACAAACGAGGAGCCUUCCACACUGUUCAGUCGUUUGUCAUUUUGGACAAUAAGAAUGAAACAACUAUUUCGACUGAGCUUAAAAAUAUGAAAACCAUAAUGCGUAAUAUGUGGUACAAUUUUAUAACAACUGGAGAACCUACCCUGGAAGGAUCGGUUGCUCAAGAUUGGCCAGCAGCACAGUUAGAUGAUAUCAAACUGAUGUCGUUUAACCAGACCAUAGAGUUGAAGUCCCUCGAACACAGGGCUCUCUUCUGGGAAGACAUUUAUGACCAAUACUAUAAAGACCCAAUCCCUCCCACUACAGACUGCGAAGAAUGAUUCUUCUGAGUGA
Messenger RNA from Colias croceus (clouded yellow), 1680 nucleotides. Its product is annotated as para-nitrobenzyl esterase-like. The record is from RefSeq and is a predicted model, not a curated record. The coding region runs from base 36 to 1667 and encodes 543 amino acids. The transcript has 3 exons. Lineage: Eukaryota; Metazoa; Arthropoda; Insecta; Lepidoptera; Pieridae.